GACUGAUUUACUCCAAAAUACAGAGGGAAUCAUCUAUAGAUGGUUUCCCACGUUAUUGAGGGGGAAAAUACAAAGUCCGCUGGAAGACACCUUGGCAUCCACCGCCAUCAUCCUGCCAUUGUUCCAUGCCUUCCCACUAUUCUCGUCUCCCAAAUGCCUCUGGAGACGCUGACCGCGAGCUCGAAGAUGCUUUCGAAUCCGAAAACGAAGACGACGGGCACACUCACUCGGAACAGACUCCCCUGACCACUAUCAACGUCAACGUCAACGUCGUAAUACCCGGCGCCUACAACUUUGAAAGGGAUUACGACUACCCACCUCCAGGCUCGCCGCCUGGCCUGUCAGCUUUCGCGCUGCCCAACGAUUUUGGCAACACGAACGGCCACAUACCGGCCUCCCCCCCAGGAGAAACUCCUUCUGCCCCAAGACCUUCAUUUUUUCGACGGUUGGCGGGUGCCGUGCUACCUACACACUAUGUUCGUGUCCCUGCGCAACCAGCGCCUUCAGUAAGAGGCGGUGGCAUGGAGAAUGAUGGUGUCUUUGCGAAUGUGAUGGCCAAGCCUGGUAGGCAACGGGUGGUUCGCGCACAGGAUGGAAACGUGCAUAUGGUCCCUGAAGAUAUUCAGAAAGAGCCCCCACCAUCAUACAAUGAAGCCCAAGCUGAUGCCGUCCCACCCUAUUGGGAAACCACCGUUCACGCACCAGCGGGGCCCGAAUCAGGUUCUGAUAUGAUCAUAGAUGACCUCCCUUCGGGCUCCGUCUGGAUAUUCUUCGUCAACAUAUUCAUUUCCUUCUUCUUCCAAAUAAUUGGGUUCAUUCUUACGCAUUUGUUGCACACCUCCCAUGCUGCAAAGUUCGGGUCGCGCGUCGGUUUGGGCUUUACGCUCAUUCAGUAUGGCUUUUAUUAUCGCUCGAUGGAGUCGGACGACGCGACGGGCGGUGAUCAAACUGAUGCGAUAACGUGGCCUCCUGUUGAGACGCCCGAUGUUACGGAUGCAUCAACGGCUGUAACGAAUCCAGAUGAUGUCCAAGUCGUAUCCAGUCUGUCGAUGAAAGAUUGGAUUUCCUUUAUACUCAUGACUGCUGGCUGGUUCCUUGUAUUGUCGUCUGCUGUCGGUUUCUGGCGCGUUAAGCGCUGGGAAACAUCCAUUCGUUCUACUACUACCCCUGAGCGCCCUCAAGUGACAACCCGUGAAGAAGUCGAGCGCGAUAUCGCUGUUCGUCGAAAUUUGGAGACCGUGUUCGGAGUGUCGUUUGAUGACGACGCCACACACCGUCCUAAUCCUCGAAUGGCCCAUAUGGAUGAGAAUGGUCAUGUUAUCGUGAUUCCUGCGGCGGAGGCGCUGGAAGAAGCUAGGCUGGCAAGGGAUCUGAGGGCUGCAGGUUUACUGUAGCGUUUUACUGGCAUUUGACACCUUUUUAUGGAGGUUAUUUUCCAUUUUUUAUUUAGUUCCCUUCAUCCGUCUCGUUCUUCUCUUCACCUUUUUUUAUUUUGGUUUUAG
This is a messenger RNA of Guyanagaster necrorhizus, 1502 nucleotides long. RefSeq lists its product as uncharacterized. The transcript has 3 exons. Gene Ontology annotation, cellular component: endoplasmic reticulum; perinuclear region of cytoplasm; Golgi apparatus. The record is from RefSeq and is a predicted model, not a curated record. Lineage: Eukaryota; Fungi; Basidiomycota; Agaricomycetes; Agaricales; Physalacriaceae. Gene Ontology annotation, biological process: positive regulation of protein ubiquitination; ubiquitin-dependent protein catabolic process; vacuolar transport. The coding region runs from base 126 to 1394 and encodes 422 amino acids.